Molecule: messenger RNA, 1346 nt
Organism: Cryptomeria japonica (Japanese cedar)
Lineage: Eukaryota; Viridiplantae; Streptophyta; Pinopsida; Cupressales; Cupressaceae
Exons: 2
Coding region: 167-730 (187 amino acids)
Biological process (GO): ribosomal large subunit biogenesis; ribosome assembly
Cellular component (GO): nucleus; preribosome, large subunit precursor; nucleolus
Molecular function (GO): RNA binding
Source: RefSeq, a predicted model, not a curated record
UUCAAAUUUAAAAAAUGAACAAUAUUUUUUUGGAACUUCUUUAACGAUAUUGAAUCAUUCUCGUCACUUCCUUUUGUUGUUCUUCAGUUUUGCAUGUUUAGUUCAGACUUCACCAACGCUGUAGGCGACCGACCUCGGCAGCAAAGACAAAAUCUUAUUAUCCAGGAUGAGGCCCUUGGAUGAGCAGGAAACAACUGCAGUUUUUGAGAAACUUUACAAAUUUGUAGGGAACAAUCUAAAGCAUAUCGUAGAAAGGCCUUCUAGUGAAGGUCCUGAUGGGAAAGCUGGACUAUACUGUUUCCGCCUGCAGAAAAAUCGUGUCUACUAUGUGAGCGAGGCCCUUGUUAAGAGAGCUACCAACAUUGCAAGAGAUAAUCUUGUGAGCCUUGGCACCUGCAUUGGAAAAUUUACAAAGGGUGGUAAAUUCCAGCUCACCAUUCAAUGCCUUGAUCUUCUUGCAGCCCAUGCCAAGUACAAAAUAUGGCUCAAGCCCACUGCAGAAAUGAAUUUUCUCUAUGGUAAUCAUGUUACGAAGAGUGGAUUGGGAAGGAUUACUGAGAAUACUGCUCAGAAUGAGGGUGUCGUUAUUUUUAACAUGUCUGAUAUUCCAUUGGGGUUUGGAGUAGCUGCCAAAUCUACACAGGAUUGUAGGAAGCUUGACCCCAAUGGAAUUGUAGCUUACCACCAGGCUGAUAUUGGUGAAUAUUUGCGCAUGGAAGAUGAGCUCUAAAAAUGAAAUGGACUGCUUCUUAUGUGCUUAAAAAUGAAAUGAAAUGGACUUACAAAAUUGGCUGCAUAAUCCUCAGGAGAUAGUCUUCGCCAGAAUCCUUUUCCCAGGAACAACUGAAACCAAUUGCAGGUUUUUCUAUUGUUUCUUUGAGAUGAUUUUAACCUGGCCAAUUGGUUUAAGUAGUACAAUGUUGUAACAAUAGAAGCAGAUAUCUUCAAAAUAUUGUGAUAUAUUCUGAUAUAGCUAUUCUCUGCAGGUUUCCCAACAUUUUCUUGAAAAUAUCUAUAUUUUUUCAAAAUAUCAUUGUUUGUGACUUUGACCAAGAUUUCCAGCUGCCAUUAUUGAUUAGCAGUUAGGUCUGUUGUCAAGGGACAAUGACAAUUAUUGCCAUCAUUAUUUAAAAAAUGAACAUAAUUAUAUUCAGUUGUGAAGAGUCAAGACACUUGUGAUAAUUUGGUUUGAAAAUCUUGUGAACAAGGAAGGUGAUUGUUGUUAUUGUGAUUAAUGAUUAUUACUUUCACCUUGGAUAACAACAAACAUUGCUGUAAUUAUUUGUGAUUUGCGAGUCUAGUCAUUACUAGACAAAAGAGUAAAGGGAUUAUGCUAUUCUUUGACU